AUGGCAAAAAAAAAUAAAAAAAAAAAUAAUGAAUAUUCAGGAAGUGAUGAAGAAAAUGAAAAUAGUAAAAUAAGUGGAUUAAAAAUAAAUUCUGAAAAAGUGUUAGAUCAUGAUUUUAGUAGUUUUAUAAAUAAUGAAUUUUUAGAUAUUUCAGUAUCUCCUUCAUUAGACUUAUCGCACAGUAAUAUAAUGAAUAUUACAAAUGGAAAAGAUAAUAAUUAUUUGAAUAAUUUUAACUUAACAAAUAAAACAGAUGAUAACACUAAUGAAAAUGAUGAUCUAAAUUAUAAUAAUGUCGAUUCGAAUGUGCAGUCAGGAAAAAAGCAAACCCAAAGCGAAAAAAAAAACCAAAGCGAAAAAAAAGACAAUAAAAAUGGCGAAAAUGACGAUAACAGUACAGACGCUUCGAACAACGAAGCCGAAAUAAAGGAAGGCGAAGAGGGUAGAGAAAAUGUGGCUAGCUCAAAUAGCAUGAUAUAUGAUACAAAAUAUAAUAAUGAAUAUACAAAUGUGUGCAAAAUAAAUGAUUUAUCAUUACCUAAGAAUUAUUUAAGUAAUAGUAUGACAUCAAGCAUGAUAAGUUCAAAAGAAAGUGAAUUAUGUUUUAUAAAAUAUUUAACAGUUUGUAAUUUUAAAAGUUAUGAAAAUGAAAAUAUAAUCGGACCAUUUUCAAAAUUUACAGCAAUUAUUGGACCAAAUGGUUCAGGAAAAUCAAAUAUUAUGGAUUGUAUUUGUUUUGUUUUAGGUAUUGAUAAUAAAUAUUUAAGAAUAAAAAAUUUACGAAAAUUAAUAUAUCAUAAAGAAAAUGAAAAAAUGGAAAAUAUAUCAAAAAAAAAAUGUUAUGUUAAACUAACUAUAGAAUGUAAUAACAAAGAAACAGUAGAAUUAAAAAGAACAUUAAAUUAUAAAGGUGUUACUAAUUUUUAUAUUAACGAAAGAUUAGUUAAUCAUGAUGAAUAUACAAAUUUUUUAAGACGAAAUCGUAUUGAAACUAAAACAAAAACAUGUCUAAUUUUCCAAGGAGAUAUUGAAGAAAUUAUAAAUAAAAAACCAACAGAAUUAUCUAAACUGUUUGAAUAUAUAAGUGGGUCAAAUGAAUAUGAACAAAUAUAUGAAGAGAUUAAAGAACGAUUAAAAGAAAAACAAAUUAGUUGUAAAAAUUUGUUAUAUGAAAAAAAAAAAAUUGAACAGGAAAUAAAAAUUCACAAAAUACAAAUAAAUGAAAAUAUAGAACAUAAUAAAAUUAAAGAAAGUUAUGAUAAUGAUAUAAAAAAUUUAUAUUUAUUUAGAUUAUAUCAUUUUUUUAAAAAAAAAGAAUUUUAUAAAGAACAAUUAGCUAUUUUUAAAAAUAAAAAAAUGGAAUUUGAACAAGAAGUUUUAAAUAAAAAUAAAAAUAUAGCUAAUGAUUUGGAAAGAAAAAAAAUUGAAAAAAAAAAAGAAUUUUUUAAAAUAGAUGAACAAAUUAAAAAUAAAAAAAAUAUUCUAAAUACAUUAAAAAUUGAGAUAAAUGAAAUAUAUGAAAAAAUAAAAUAUUGUCAAAAUAAUUUAAAUCAAAUUAUAGCUAAUGAAAAAUUAAAACAAGUUAUGCAAACACAUUGUUCGAAAUUUAUUAAUGAUCUUAAUGAGAGAUUAAAUAAUCAAAAUAAAAUAUUACAAGAUGAAUAUAAAAAUAAAUUAAAAAUCUUUUUAAAACUAUUUAAUCAAACAGACGAAAUAAAAAAAUUUAUAAAAGAGAAUAAUAAAAAAAUGUAUGAUAAUUUAAUUAAAGAUGAAAAAUGUGUAAAAGGAAAUAAAAAAUUUGAUUUUGAAAAAUAUAACAAUGAUGAAGAAUACAUAAAUAAUUUAAAUAUAAUUCGAUUUAUAGAAAAUUUAAGUGAUUAUAAAAAAAGUAAAGAAAAUUAUUUAUAUCUAUGUGCUAAUAGUAAUAUAAAUAUUAAUAAUUAUACAAAUCUUUGUUCAAAUUUAAAAAAAGACAUAAAAGAGUUGCAAGAAGAAUGUGAUAACGUUAAGAGAAAAAAACAAAAAGAAUUAAUAGAUUUAGAAACAGAACAAUUUGCAUAUAAUGAAAUAUCAGACAAAAUAGAAAAAUUAAAUAUUUUGAUAGAACAAGAUAAAAAUAAAAUAGAAGAAAAUAAAAUAAAAUUAAAAAAAAUGAAUAUCAAUAUUUUAGAAAAAGAAAAAGAAAUUGAAAAUUUAGAAGAAGAAGUUAAUGUAUUAAAUAUACAUAAAAAAGAAUUAUUAUCUUUUGAUAAAAAAAAAGAUCUUAUUAAAAAUUUAAAAAAUAUGUUUGGUGAAACUGAAAUAUAUGAUGAAAUAUCAAAUUUAUAUGAAGUAACUAAUCAAAUAUAUUACACUCCUAUAAACAAUAUAAUACAUAAAUAUAAUAAUUUUUUAUUAGUUAAAAAUUUAGAAACAUGUACAAAAUGUAUUCAAUAUCUUAAAAAUAAUAAAAUGUAUAAAUUAGAUUUUAUUCCUUAUGAAAAUUUUGUAAAAAAUGUCCAAAAAAAAAAAAAACAAAAAAAAAAAGGAACUGGCGAAAAUGGCGAAAUUGGCGAAAUUGGCGAAAUGAAUGAAAAUGUGUAUGAUGAACACGAUAGGCAACAAUCCAAUUUAAGUGUAAUAGAUAAAAUAAUAAACAGUUUUAAAAAAAAAAAUAUUGUUCUUGCAAACAAUUGUUUGGUAUGUGAUGAAAAUUAUAAAUUAUUAUUUGAUUACCUUAUUGGUAAUGAUACUAUAAUUAUUGAAAAAUUUGAUGAUGCUGAUGAAAUUAAAAAAAAAUUUCCACAAAUAAAUGUUAAUAUGGUUACACUAGAUGGUCAUAUAAUAUCUAAAAAUAAUAAUUUGAUUGUAGAUAUAUGUUCAAAAUAUUCAAGUCAAGAAAAAUAUAAUAAUAAUAAAUUAAAUAUUAAUAUAUAUAACAAACUUUUAAAUAAAAAAGAUGAAUGUAGACAUAUUAUUAAUAAUUUAAAUAAAAAUAUAAUCGAAAUAAAUGAAUUAAUAAAUAAACACACUAAUGAAUAUGAAUUAAAUAAAAAAAAAUAUUCAAGUAUUAUUGUAAAAAAAAAAAUUUUUGAAAAAGAAAUCGAAGCUAAAAAUAUGCUUAUAUGUACAUACGAAAAUAAAAUUGACAAAAUACAAAAUGGAGAAUUAAAAGAUAAAAAAAAAUUAUUAAUAAAUUAUGAUGAUGAAUUGAUUCAGGAAAGGAAUAGUUUAUCAUCUUAUCAACAAAAAACAUUUGAAUCUUUAAAUAAUAAAUUAAAAAUAUCUAAUAUUUAUGAAAUUAUUGAACGUAGUAAUAAUGAAAUAGAAAAAAAUGAUGAAAAUAUAAUGAGAAUUAAAAAUAAUAUUAAAAAAUUAAAAGAUGAUAUUAAUGAACUAGUUGAUAAAAAAAAUGAAAAUAAUGUAUUUAAUAAAAAAGAAAAUAUACAAAAUGAAAAUGUAAAAAAGGAGUUAGAAGAAUUAAAAACAAAUCAAGAUCAAAUUAAUAAAAAAAUAGACGAUAUACAAACUAAUAUUGAAGAGUUAGAGAAUAUUAAAACAUAUAUACAUAAAAAUAUUAACACUUUUAAUCAAGAAUUAAACGAAUUAAGAGAUAAUAUAAAUUCUAGUUUUGAAAAACAUGAACAUAUUGAAAAUAAAAUACAAAAUUCUAAAAAAAAAAUGCAAAUAUAUCAACAAUUUAUUAAAGAUCUACUAAACGAAUGUGAUAUAAAUAAUAUAAACAUUUUCGAAACAUCCAUUAUGUUAAAAAAUAAAGAAAAUUAUCAUUCAUCAGACCGAAACUUAAACAAAAAAACGAAAAGAAUAACUAAUCAGAACAAACCUAACAAUAGAAGAAAAAGUAAACUGUUGGAAGAUCCCGACUAUAGCGAUGCAACCUCAAAAUCGGAAAGGUCGGAAAGGUCAGGAAAAUCGAACGAGUCGGACGGGUCGGACGGAUCGGAUGAGAUAUCCAAUUUUGGAAACAUUUCAUUCGAUUUGAUUCCAGAAGAAUUAAAACGAUUAGAAAAUGAGAAUGAUAUAAAUAGAGAAAGAGAAAGAUUAGAAGGAGAAAUUGAAAAAAAAAAAAAAUUUUUAAAAAUAAAAAAUAUAAAUAAUAAUGCUGAAAAAGAAUAUGAUAAGUUAUUAACAAAAUUAAAAAUAGUUGAUACAAAUUUAAAUGAAGGAAGAAAAGAAUGUAAUUUAUUUGAAAGAAAUUUUCGAAUAUUACAAAAAAAAAGGUCAUAUAAAUUUUUACAUUGUUUUAAUUAUAUUAAAAAUGUUAUAGAUAAUGUAUAUAAUAAUUUAACAUAUAAUACAAAACAUCAUGUAGGAGGCCAAGCUUUUUUAGAUUUAUGUAACUAUAAUGAGUUUAAUAAAGAUGAUGAACCAUUUUAUUGUGGAAUCAAAUAUAAUAAUAUGCCUCCUAUGAAACGUUAUUUCGAAAUAUCUGAAUUAAGUGGUGGUGAAAAAAGUAUUAGUGCAUUAGCAUUAAUAUUUUCUAUUCAAAAAUAUAUCAAUAAUUCUUUUAUUAUUCUUGAUGAAGUAGAUGCAAAUAUGGAUCCUAUUAAAAUAACAUCUCUAACUAGAUAUCUUAAUUCGAUAAAUAGUCAAGUUAUUGUUAUUUCCUUAAAAGAUAAGUUUUUUAGUAAAAGUCAAACUCUUGUUGGUGUUUAUAAAAAUAAAACUAAAAAAUGCUCAAAAACAAUCACUCUUGACAUUAGCAAAUAUCGCCAGGACGCCCACGCGGCCAGCUAG
This is a messenger RNA of Plasmodium yoelii, 4737 nucleotides long. RefSeq names its product chromosome segregation protein Smc1. Gene Ontology annotation, biological process: sister chromatid cohesion. Bases 1 to 4737 code for a protein of 1578 amino acids. The transcript has a single exon. Gene Ontology annotation, cellular component: nucleus; chromosome; cohesin complex. Gene Ontology annotation, molecular function: DNA binding; ATP binding; protein binding. NCBI's taxonomy places the organism in Eukaryota, Apicomplexa, Aconoidasida, Haemosporida, Plasmodiidae. The record is from RefSeq and is a predicted model, not a curated record.